UGCUGUGCCUGUCGCACUAAAUGGGUUACAGAGUCGCAGUGUUUCACAUUCCAAUUACCAAAAAUGCCGGAGUGCCAAGCAAAAUUUUGCACUGUGGUCAGAGGAAAAGGAAUAUCUACCUUUAGCAUUCCUGACCCAAAAAAGAAUUAUGAACUUUGUGCAAAAUGGAUUCAUAACCUUGGGAAUGCAAAAUUAAAUCCAAAAACUUUUGUUUAUUCAAAUGAUAAAAUUGUAUGUGAACGGCAUUUUAAAGAAGAUUGUUUCAAAGAGGAUAUGAUGGCUAAGAUAAUGGGAUACACACCAAAGAGAAAGCAAUUAAAAGAGGAUGCAGUACCUACAGUGUUUGAUGACAGCAAGCCCGAGAAAAUAAGAAAAACAAGCUUAAAAAGAUCUGAGAAAAGGGACAAACAAGAGCUAAUCAGAAGUCUUGUGAAAACGAAUAAAGACACAAGUGCAAAGCCUGAUGACCAACCUGGUCCAUCAACAGCGAAUAAAACAGAUGUACCAAUAAAUCAAAGAAAGAGAAGAUCAGCAGGAAAAGUGAAAUCUUCAAAAAAGAUAAAGGUGAAUACUGAGUGUAAUACAUAUCCCUUCAUGGAAUUUGUAAAUUUAGUACAAUAUGAACAUGAUGAAUCAAUAAUCAAUUUUCUUUAUAUUUAGCUCAAUGAAGAAAUGAAAAAUAAGGAAACUUCAACUAUUCCUAUCCAAUCAGAAGAUAAAUCAACUUCAUGCAAUAUACAAAUAGAAAUGCCCAGUCAUUGUCCAACAUGCAUCCUAAGGAGCAAUCCGAUGAUUUCAAUAUCAGAUCAUGUUUAUUCCAAAGUGCCAAGUGAACCGGACCCACCUCUUAC
This is a messenger RNA of Saccostrea cuccullata (small rock oyster), 851 nucleotides long. RefSeq lists its product as uncharacterized. The record is from RefSeq and is a predicted model, not a curated record. NCBI's taxonomy places the organism in Eukaryota, Metazoa, Mollusca, Bivalvia, Ostreida, Ostreidae. The coding region runs from base 64 to 660 and encodes 198 amino acids. The transcript has 4 exons.